AUGCCGGAAGCACCCAGGAACCACCACACCACGACGGAGUACAGUCUUACAGAGAAAAACAAAAAAUCUCUCCAGUUCAUCGAAGACGUCACCUCGAAUCCCGACGCCAUCCAACAACGAAUCCUCUCCGAAAUCCUCACCCAAAAUGCCGACGUCGAAUACCUCCACCGCCAUGGACUUUCCGGCGACACCACCGAUCGCGAAACCUUCAAGAAACUCAUUCCGGUCGUCACUUAUGAAGAUCUCCACACCGAUAUAACUCGAAUCGCCAAUGGCGAUAAAUCCCCCAUCCUUUCUUCCCACCCCAUUUCUGAAUUCUUAACAAGUUCGGGGACAUCUGGAGGAGAGAGAAAGCUGAUGCCCACCAUUGAAGACGAGCUUAAAAGAAGAUCACUUUUAUACAGUCUUUUAAUGCCGGUUAUGAAUCAAUUCGUUUCGGGUUUAGAUAAAGGAAAAGGGAUGUAUUUCUUGUUCAUCAAAUCCGAAUCCAAAACUCCCGGCGGGUUACCCGCCCGACCCGUUUUAACCAGCUACUACAAAAGCUCUCAUUUCAAAGAAAGACCCGAUGACCCGUAUACCAAUUACACCAGCCCGAAUCCGACAAUCCUCUGCCCCGAUUCAUAUCAAAGCAUGUAUUCCCAAAUGCUCUGCGGGUUAUGUCUCAACAAAGAAGUCCUCCGGGUCGGAGCCGUUUUUGCAUCCGGGUUUAUCCGAGCUAUUCGGUUCUUGGAGAAGCACUGGGUUCAUUUGACCCAUGAUAUCCGAACCGGAUCCUUGAAUUCCAUCAUUUCUGAUCCUUCUGUAAGAGAAGCUGUCAUGAAGAUAUUGAAACCCGACCCGAAUCUAGCGGAUUUUAUCGAGUUCGAAUGCUCGAAGAAUUCAUGGCGAGCUAUAAUCACGCGGCUAUGGCCGAACACGAAGUAUGUCGACGUCAUCGUAACGGGAUCGAUGGCGCAGUAUAUUCCGACGUUGGAUUAUUACAGUAACGGAUUGCCAUUGGUUUGUACGAUGUAUGCUUCAUCCGAGUGUUAUUUUGGGGUUAAUUUGAACCCACUUUGUAACCCUAGUGACGUGGCGUAUACCCUCAUCCCUACCAUGGCGUACUUCGAGUUCCUUCCUGUUCAGAGAAACAACGUUAAUGGCGGAAGUGAGAAGAAAGAGAAGAAGAAGCAGAAACUGGUGGAGCUUGCAGAUGUUAAGAUUGGUGAAGAGUAUGAGCUUGUUGUCACUACAUAUGCGGGUCUUUAUAGGUAUAGAGUUGGUGAUAUUCUUAGAGUUGUUGGAUUCAAGAACAAGGCACCCCAAUUCAGUUUUAUAUGUAGAAAGAAUGUGGCAUUGAGUAUCGACUCGGACAAGACCGAUGAAGUCGAACUACACAAGGCGGUCGAGACUGCGGUUAACCAUUUGGUCCCUUUUGGUGUAACCCUAACUGAGUACACGAGCUAUGCGGACACAACCACGGUCCCAGGUCACUACGUGAUCUUUUGGGAGGUUAGUGUAAACGGGUCAAUCUCGGUUCCAGCGUCGGCUUUCGAGGAUUGUUGUCUUACAAUCGAGGAGUCGUUGAACAGUGUUUACCGCCAAGGGCGGACUUCAGAUAAGUCGAUAGGGGCUUUAGAGAUCAAGAUUGUCGAAAAUGGGACGUUUGAUAAGUUGAUGGAUUAUGCAAUCAGCUUAGGGGCUUCAAUCAAUCAGUACAAGACUCCAAGAUGCGUAAAAUACGAGCCGAUCGUGAAAUUGUUGAAUUCGAGGGUAGUGUCGAGUUACUUUAGCCCAAAGUGCCCGAAAUGGUUUCCGGGGCACAAGAUGUGGAAUAAUGUUAAUUAAUUGUGGAUUUAGGUAGGAAAUUAAAGAUGUUUGUUUAGAUCGAUCAUUUAACAUCUCUGAACCCAUCAUGUUAUCGUAUUUGGUCCCUUUUUUUUCAAUGGUAUUUCGAUGUAGGAUAUGUACAAAAACAAUUGGGAAUCGAAGGAAAGCUCAUGAUUUCGUAUUCA
Cynara cardunculus var. scolymus (artichoke) is the source of this 1994-nucleotide messenger RNA. Its product is annotated as indole-3-acetic acid-amido synthetase GH3.5-like. The coding region runs from base 1 to 1827 and encodes 608 amino acids. The transcript is spliced from 3 exons. The record is from RefSeq and is a predicted model, not a curated record. Gene Ontology annotation, molecular function: indole-3-acetic acid amido synthetase activity. Lineage: Eukaryota; Viridiplantae; Streptophyta; Magnoliopsida; Asterales; Asteraceae. Gene Ontology annotation, cellular component: cytoplasm.